Messenger RNA from Aaosphaeria arxii CBS 175.79, 3597 nucleotides. RefSeq lists its product as uncharacterized. NCBI's taxonomy places the organism in Eukaryota, Fungi, Ascomycota, Dothideomycetes, Pleosporales. The record is from RefSeq and is a predicted model, not a curated record. The transcript has a single exon. The coding region runs from base 1 to 3597 and encodes 1198 amino acids.
AUGGUAAGGGGCAUCUUCGUCGGGGCCCUGCUCACGCAGGCCCUGAAUGCCCAACUCUUGCCUGCGUUCCCUGCCCUUCCAAGUACUCCUUCUUUGGCCGCCACGCCUCCUCCAGCUCCCUCUGUAGCUGCUACGGCUGCUCCAGCGCCGUCUGCAGCUGUACCUCCUCCAAUCUUGGGCGCACCACAAGGCCCCCCUCCCCCUCCUGCAACAGGCGGAUUAUCACCCAUCGUAGCUCCUCCUCCGCCGCCGCCAAUCGCAGCUACACAGCAGUCCAUUCCUACCCCUGCUCUUGCUCCUGGUAUUCCCAGCAUUCCUGCUCCUCCUCCCACUCCAGCAGUCCCAAGUAGUACGGCUCUACCGAGCACAGCUGGCGUGGCUGCUUCUGCUUCUGCUCAGGCGAGUUUUGGAAUUGGUUUGCCUCCGUCCCCAGGUCUACCUGAGCUGGCCGCAUCCGCGCAGGCCCCAUCCGCAGAGAGCGUACCAAUUCUGGCAACUGCGCCAGCUCCUUCUGCUGCUGCCCCAGAGCUACCUGAAGUGAGUGCAUCUGAGCCUGAAGCGAGCCUCGGACUGCCCGCAGAACCAUCACCCGAAGCUCUGCCAUCGGACAGUUUCGAUACGGCCUUUCCAGGUCUUCCAGAGCCAACUGAAGAGCCCUUUGGAACGGUACCUGAGGCGAGCAGCCCGCCGCUCAUUCCCGGCCUUCCUCUCCCAUUCCCUGAUUUUCCUCUACCUGUUCCAGGACUUCCUAGUCUCGGGCCGAUCGCUGUGAAUUCUGAGGUUCCACUCGAGGCCGACGUAUCUGUUGUAGCCUCCGCUGAAGCAUCGCUUGAACCAUCCGUUGAACCAUCGCUUGAACCAGCCAUUGAACCAUCCGCUGAACCAUCUGUUCCACCUUCCAUUGUACCAUUGGCCGGAGCAACACCUGCGGCAUCAGCGAUUCCCCUCCCUCCAGCAAUUCCCCAGGUAACUCCAGUUGCAGGACAAACUAGUUUAGCUGUGGAGGCACCGGUGGUCCCUGUAGCGAGUCCGAUCGCCGCAGCAGUUUCUGUGGCCGCGCCUGUACCACUCGUGGACGACAUAACUGCGGCAGCUAACCUUGCCGCUGCUCAGGCCGCUGCUGAAGCCGCCAAUCUUCAGGCUGCCGCUGCCCAGCAACAGGCUGCUGCUGCUGCAGUCCCAGGUGACUUUGCGUAUGGAUCACCGUACGACCCUUACCAUCCUUACGGUUUCCCUCCAAGCUGGUCCUCCGGCUUUUUGCCCAACGGAUGGCCAUACGGACGCCCGUAUAGUGAUAAAUACAGCUGGGAAGAUGCCGACCCGAGGUACGCCGCCGAUGAUGACUAUGGCUACAAAUACUACGGUAAAAAGGGCCGCCACGGCCACGGCAAAGGUAGUUAUGGCCAUGGUGGUCACUGGGGUCGUGACGAAAGCUACAGCAGUUCUUACGACGACGAGGAGUGCCCUGAAUGGUGCUCUAAGUAUGACUGGGAUGAUGAUUACAGCUAUGGCGACGACGACUACGGCUACGAUGAUGAUUAUUACCGCCGAAACAAGCGCAGUGGUGGAUAUGACUACGAAGAUUCCUAUGGAGGUGACUAUGAUAGCGACUAUGAUUCUUAUGGCGAUAAGAGUUAUGAUCCUUAUGGCGACGAAGGAUAUGAUUCUUACGAUGAGAAGAGCUACGACCCAUAUGGUGAUGAUUCUUACUCCAAGAGCUACGACGAGGAAUACUACCGUCGAGUCAAGCGCAGCGGCUAUGAUUAUGAGGAUUCCUAUGGUGGCGACUAUGACCCAUAUGGCGAGAAGUCGUACGACUCCUAUGAUGGAGGAUAUGAUCCGUACGGUGAGAGCAGCUACGACUCAUAUGGUGACGAUUCCUACGGCGAUGGCUCCUAUGGUGAUGGUGAUUAUGAUAGCUACGACCAUUACCGUGCUGCCAAGCGUGGCGGCGGAGGUUAUGACUAUGAUGGGUACAGCGAUAGCUGGUAUGGUGCUGGUGAUGGCGUGGAUUACGGCUAUGGCUACGACAAGAGCCGAUAUGGCGACGACUAUGGUUAUGGCUAUGAUGAUUCUUACGGCUACGAUGGCUACGGUGACAGCUAUGGAGACGGCUACGAUGAUGGCUAUGGCGACAGCUAUAGCGAUGGCUACGGCGACCCCUACGGCAGUGGAGGUAAAGGAGGCCACGGUGGCGGCAAAGGUGGUAAGGGCGGAUCCGGAGGCGGAGGCGAAGGCGGAUCUGGAGGCAAGGGCGGCUCUGGCAGCGAGGACAACAGCUGGGAAAAGGGCGUCGGUGGAUUCGGCCCUGACAAGGAAAGUGGUGGUGGCGGCCCUCCCGCUGGUGCUGGUGGCCCUCCUGCUGGUGCCGGUGGCAAGCCUGAAUCUUCUGAGUCUGAGGGAAGCAGUGGAAAGCCUGAAGAGUCCGAGUCCGAGUCCGAAGAAAAGCCCGAGGGUGAAGAAGAGUCCUCUGAAGAAGAGUCGAGCGAGAGCGAGGAAAGUUCCAAGAGCGGUGGAAAGCCUGAGCGCCGCCGCCGCCGCGUCCACGCCCGCGAUCUUCCAUCUGCCAAUAGUGCCUCUGGUACCUUUCGUGCUCCUCUAGGUUCGAACUUUGACUGGCCCUCCAAGGACUACUCUUACGAUUCUUAUGACGAUGACAGCUACGGCGAUGGAGAUAGGAGCCGGUGCCCGAGAUCUUGCAAGGCCAAGUACGGAAAGGGGGGUAGCAAAGGUGGCAAAGGUGAGCAUGGAGGCAGCGGAGGUGGAGGUGGAGGAGGUGGAAAGCCUGGUGGUGAGGGCGGUAGCGGAGGCGGAAAGCCUGGUGGUGAGAGUGGCAGCGGCGGCGGAAAGCCUGGUGGUGAGAGUGGUAGCGGCGGUGGAAAGCCAAGCGGCGGCGGCGAGGGAGAAGAGGGCGGUUGGAGUGGAAACUUGAGCGGUGGAAAGCCAACUGGCGGCGGAGGAGGUGGACAUGGAGGUGGACAUGGAGGCUGGGGUGCUUCAUCAACAUCUUCAUCGUCAUCAUCUACCAGCAAGUCCAAGACCAAGACCAAGUCUUCCAGCACCAAGACGUCGACCAGCAAGAAAGCGACCAGCACCAAGUCGUCCAAGGGCAAGACAUCAACCACGACCACGACCAAGACUACCUUUGUGACUGUCCCUAAGAGCACUUCAACCGCUGCGUCUGAGACUAGCACAAGCAUUGACUUUGUCACCACAUACUCCACAACCACUUCAACUCUUGUGGUAUGGGAAACCCCUGCCCCUGAGGCCGAAGAGACGAAGUCCAGCGAGGAUAGUAGCUCAUGGACCGGCGACACUCUCGAUGAGGUUUGCCCCAAGGCUUGCGAUCCUUUCUCAUGGGAUACUGGUUGCGACAAGACUACCACUGGCUGUGUCACCACUGGAGGAAGUCAAUACUACUGUGCCUGCCGUGCUGGCUACAGAGCUGAUGGACACAACGCCAAGGACUUCAGCAAGCAGAUCCAUAUUGCAGGACAGCCAUACGUCUACGUCGCUCCUGGUGUUACCUGCAACACUCUCUGCGGUCCCGAUGAUCAAGGCUGCAAGGAGGUGAUCGAGAGGCCUAAGUGCAAGUAG